AUGGAGGUCGACACUGCCACCGAAAUGGCCAACGCAGUAAUCGCGCCCCCACCUUUCGAGAAGCGACUUGGUUACGAUUGCCCUCGCGAACUGUGGACCACAGCAAUCAUGUGGAGGCCAUGUCAACUGACAGUUGGCAACAAGCUCUUCUCCGGCAAAUAUCACGUCGUACUCGAAUCUCAACAACCCCGAGUGGCCUUCGGACUCCACAACAGUGCACGAGGCCAAGUAAUAUUCACAGACAAGAAUUGUGCCAUCGAGACCGGUUUUGAGCAAGAUGAACCGAACUUUGUCGAUCAGCACCGUGGUCAGUUUGAUUUGAAGGGCGGCCCGCUCUCGUUCAUCAAGAUUCGGCCCUCCGCACAGCCAGCAAUCCUUUCCAAAGUGAUGGAUGAAGCCAGCGAGCAAGCUGAGCGCGACAAUUGUCAAGCCCUCAAUUCUGUUUGUUGGCAAGUCUCCGAGACGAUCAUCUGGAUACCCUAUGAGGCAGAAGAUUGUUCGAAACUGCCGAAGCGUCUUUGA
Molecule: messenger RNA, 522 nt
Organism: Penicillium canariense
Lineage: Eukaryota; Fungi; Ascomycota; Eurotiomycetes; Eurotiales; Aspergillaceae
Product: P-loop containing nucleoside triphosphate hydrolase protein
Exons: 1
Coding region: 1-522 (173 amino acids)
Source: RefSeq, a predicted model, not a curated record